AUGGCUCUCCCACCUAGGGGGAACCUCGCAGGGGACACCCCAGAGGGGGAACCUCGCAGGGGACACCCCAGAGGGGGAACCUCGCAGGGGACACCCCAGAGGGGGAACCUCGCAGGGGACACCCAGAGGGGAACCUCGCAGGGGACACCCCAGAGGGGGAACCUCGCAGGGGACACCCCAGAGGGGGAACCUCGCAGGGACACCAGAGGGGGAACCUACCUCGGGGACACCCCAGAGGGGGAACCUCGCAGGGGACCCCAGGGGGAACCUCGCAGGGGACACCCAGAGGGGGAACUCGCACCCCAGAGGGGAACCUCGCAGGGGACACCCCAGAGGGGGAACCUCGCAGGGGACACCCCAGAGGGGGAACCUCGCAGGGGACACCCCAGAGGGGGAACCUCGCAGGGCAGAGGGGAACCUCGCAGGGGACGCCUCGCAGGGACACCUCGCAGGGGACGCCUCGCACGGGACAUCCCGGAGGAGGAACCUCGCAGGGGACACCUCGCAGGCUCUCGGUCACUGCCGUCUGCAAUCUGGGCUGUUUUGUCACGUGCACUCAGUGAUUUUCCCUCGAAACAAAAUAAGGGGAUUCUCUGA
Molecule: messenger RNA, 597 nt
Organism: Penaeus vannamei (Pacific white shrimp)
Lineage: Eukaryota; Metazoa; Arthropoda; Malacostraca; Decapoda; Penaeidae
Product: proline-rich protein 2-like
Source: RefSeq, a predicted model, not a curated record